AUGACCGCAAGCGAGAGCACACUUGCUACACAAUCGAAAUCCAGAAAACUGGCGCGUCAAAAAAGAUGCCGCCGCAGAGCAGGACUCAUAAAGAAAGUUCUCGAAUACAGCGCCCUCUGUCAUGCCGAUGUGUGCGUCGGGAUUCGCAUUCGUGAAACUGGCGAAGUACACAUUGUUUCAGCAGACGAGCCGGGGUUCUGGGAUUUUGUUUCCCAUCAAAUGGCCUCCCACUUUCCUCGCGUUAUUCUAACGUCCCAUCGUAAAUCGCGCUUGAACGACUCGCCUUCGACCGGCAAGAAAGAAACGACCACAGUGGGCAAGGAUGCACCGGCCAGCAGCUUUAAUCACAAGGAAAAGCAGUGCAAGGACUGCAAGGUUGAGAGAAGCCGAUGA
Molecule: messenger RNA, 393 nt
Organism: Penicillium angulare
Lineage: Eukaryota; Fungi; Ascomycota; Eurotiomycetes; Eurotiales; Aspergillaceae
Exons: 2
Coding region: 1-393 (130 amino acids)
Molecular function (GO): DNA binding; protein dimerization activity
Source: RefSeq, a predicted model, not a curated record